AUGCGAGUCCAAUCUGGAAUUGGUACUUCAAAAUCAAUGAACCCUAAACCCCAUUACUUCAUCAUCUCAAAUUUUGAGAGUGAUGAUUCCUCUGAUUCAUAUCCCCCAUCAGCAAAACCACCAACACAACCUGAACCAUCAAUAAAAACUACGCCCUCAGCAACAACAACACCACCACAACCUCCAUCAUCAACUCCAGCACAAGCACCAAUAGUCACUAAACCUUCCACAUCUUCAAAAUCUGCCUUCUCCUAUGAACCGUCCCAAUCAACUCCUCCACACCAAAAACGGAGAUCGAUCAAUGACAUUGUUUCCCCUCCUACCAACCACAAAGAACCCCUCUCUCAACCCAAACCACAAACUAAAAUCAUGAAAACAAAAAUCACAAUGCCAUUGCUCAAUACCUUGCUCGUAAAAAUCUUCCAAAUCCUCAUAGAGGAAAAACAAUCAUCUCCCCAUCCACAACCUUCCCCACAAAAACACACCAAACGUUCUCCAUCUCCUCAGUCCUCUUCUACUUCCACAUCAUCUGCCUCUGAUCCGUCUCCUCCCACUAAGAAACCAAAACAGACUACUCCUCCUCUGAUUUUCCCUGCAAAAACUAAAAUCUUCAAACAAAAAUGGGCUCAACGCUCAGUUGGGAUUUGCCGAGUUUUUGUUUUUAACAAUCUUGUUGUUGACGGAAAUGUUGUUCAACAUCACACUAAUGCUCUUGGUUGGACAUCCUUCUUAAAAAUCUCUGAAUCGUAUUACCCAGAUGUUGUCUGUGCAUUCUACUGCAAUGCCAAGACAUUUGUUGACAAAUCUCUAAUCAUCUCUAAGAUUAAGGGAGUGGAAAUCAAACUGACUCCAGAUAUUUUGGCCUCCAUUCUUCAGCUACCAACAGAAGGGCCAUCUGUUUUUGGUGACCACUGGUAUUCAGCUUUAAGUCUUUGCAAGACAGAAGUUUUACCAGAUUUGUUUGAAGAAGACUCCAUUCGUUAUUUGUCCAUCUAUCUUAAGCCGCUUCCCAAGGUGUUCAAUAACAUGUGCCAACAUACCUUGAUUCCACACUGUGGCAUUCAUGAGUAUGUAUCUGAUAAUGAUGCUUUGCUCAUUCAUCAUCUUCUUAACUGCAAGAGAUUGAAUCUACCCUUUGUCAUCCUCCAGGACAUGAUAUGUGCAGCCAACAAAGACUACAUAAAGAAUAUUGUGCCUUAUGGCAUGGUCCUAACUAAAGUCUUCAGGCGUUUUGGAGUCUCUCUUGCGUCUGAAACAUCUCUGAUAAAAAUCUCCAAAUUUUCUACCAAGAAUUUGUCUCAUAUGCGCAAAACUUCUUAUGCUCAAACACCUACUCCUCCAUCCUUUCCCACCUCAUUAAAAUGGAAAAGGUUAGCAGGAAGACGACCUACCACAAAUCCUAUUUCAUUCUCAUCACCUCUUCCUGGUCCUGAGGAAACCACAUAA
Messenger RNA from Cicer arietinum (chickpea), 1446 nucleotides. NCBI's taxonomy places the organism in Eukaryota, Viridiplantae, Streptophyta, Magnoliopsida, Fabales, Fabaceae. The record is from RefSeq and is a predicted model, not a curated record.